Diabrotica balteata is the source of this 1455-nucleotide messenger RNA. The record is from the annotation of a GenBank genome assembly. NCBI's taxonomy places the organism in Eukaryota, Metazoa, Arthropoda, Insecta, Coleoptera, Chrysomelidae.
AUGGAACAACCAGAGAAGGAAAUCCGGAAAAAUCGACUGAUUCCCACAUUCGAACACCUCGGAAAGAUAGUGCUAUCCAAAAAAGACGGUGGAUAUCUAUAUUUUUGUGCUGUUACAGCUAGUCUCUUGGUCUUCAGUGGCUGUUCCUGUAUAGUAUGGUCUUCUCCUGUGAUACCGAAGCUGAAGUCCGAAGAUGCAGAGGAAAACCCCCUUGGCGAACCCAUCAACACCUUGCAAAUAUCACUGAUAACAGGCUUGCCAUCGUUUGUAGCACUGCUGGGUAAUUUUGUGUUCGCCAAGAUGCCCAAUGCGUUUGGUCGGAAAACAACCAUGUUAUUGAUAUCCUUCGGAAUGUUGGCAUCGCUACUGUUAGUCGCUUUCGGCACUCACGUAUAUAUGUACUCAGCAGGCUUGUCUUUUCUUUUUAUAUGUGUUGCUGGUGUGUACGUGGCGCUACCUUUAUAUUUGAGCGAAAUCUCCGAAGACCACAACAGAGGCAGAAUACUAAGUCUCAUUGGAGUUUUGAUGCCUUUGGGAAAUCUCUACGGCUACCUCCUAGGCCCGAUAACUUCCGUUAGAAUGUUUACUUUACUUUUAGCGUUACCACUUCUGGUUCAUUUGUUCCUUGUGUUUAUGUAUUUACCAGAAUCUCCGGUGUAUUUAGUUUCGAAGAAACAGAUACCAGCCGCCUUGUGUUCAUUAAUAAAAUUAAGAAAGAACAAAAACUCUGUAGAAAUCGAAGAUGAGUAUUUUAAGAUAGAUCAGACUCUUAAAGCUAGAGAAAACUUCAAAGAAAGAGGAAUAAUGGAGUUGUUUACAAAUAGGAGUGUCAGAAAAGCCCUGUUGAUAUCUUUAUGUGUGAAUCUCACACAGCAGUUGUCAGGAGUUAUAAGCAUUUUGAAGUUUUUAGCUCCUGUUUUUAAUGAAGUCAGUACUUCUUUUUCGGGCAAUAAAGUAGCUAUUUUAGUAGGUCUUGUUAAGUUUGGCAGCUUCUUUAUAAGUUCUUGUUUAGUGGAGAAGUUAGGACGGAGACCUCUGCUGCUAACUUCUGCAUUUGGUAGUUGCAUUUCCUUGUUUUGCAUAGGUUUAUUUUUCUUUUUAAAACAGCAUACUUCAGUUACGAUAGACGACAUUACUUGGCUACCUAUUUCGUCAGUCCUGGUGUUCAAUUUCAUGUACGCUUUAGGAAUAGGAACCUUAUCAAUAACAGUAAUGAACGAGAUGUUACCUACAGAUGUUAAAGCAGUAGGUUCAGCUCUAGUUUUUACUAUUUGUUACUUAUUAGGCUCUUCCCAGGUGUUUCUCUUUCCGUUGAUUAGUGAACAUUUCGGAAUAUUUUACUGCGUUUGGUCGUUCAGUGUAUGUUGCUUAGUAGGGUUUGUUGUUAUGUUCAUUUUUUUGCCAGAGACGAAAGGAAAGAGUUUUCUAGAAAUACAGGCUAUUUUGGAAAAAUAA